ACGCAUGAGCUGGUUUCUUACCUGGAUCUGUCUCUGCGUGGGAGUCGGCGUCCUGUCGCUCUUCUUGAGACUAAGGCUACCACCUCCAGGAAUGCUCAGGGCAAACUCGUCUGUGGGGACACCUCGCCCACCCACACUGCCAAGUCUCCACCCUGGCCCCUGGCCCCCACCAGGACGCCCUCCCAUACCAUGAGGGUCCUCUGGUGGGUCUUGCAGGAGUGACACAGGGCAGUGAGAGGAUUCUGGCUUCCGGACAGCUGCGGACCGUCAGCUUCCCUGGAAAAGGGAUGCUUGCCUACAGAUGACGCCUGGGUCUCUCCCCCGUGGGCAGACUAGAAAGGGGAAGUGGUCAGGAUGAGGCUCACUGUCUCGAGCGGUGGGUGGAGGGCCUGUGAGUGAGGAAUGCCUCUCGCCAGCUGUGCCUGAACCGCAGCACUCCGGCCACUGCUGUCUCCUUAGCCGCUCGGAUACCUUCACAGUUCAGGAUUCCACUGCAAUGAGUUGGUGGAGGAACAAUUUUUGGAUCAUCUUAGCUGUGGCCAUCAUCGUUGUCUCUGUGGGCCUGGGCCUCAUCCUGUAUUGUGUCUGUAAGCGGCAGCUUCGACAAGGCAAGAAAUGGGAAAUUGCCAAGCCCUUGAAAAACAAGCAAGCAGAUGAAGAAAAAAUGUAUCAGAAUGUUCUUAAUGAGUCGCCAGUUCAAUUACCGCCUCUGCCACCAAGGAAUUGGCCUUCUCUAGAAGACUCCUCCCCACAGGAAACCCCAAGUCAGUCGCCACCUACAUACUCAUUGGUAAAUAAAGUUAAAAAUAAGAAGACUGUUUCCAUCCCAAGCUACAUUGAACCUGAAGAUGACUAUGACGAUGUUGAAAUCCCUGCAAAUACUGAAAAGCAUCAUUUUGAAACAGCCAUUUCUUCUUUUUGACAAAACUGAAGAGGGUUCACACGACUUAUUUUAAAGCAAUGAAGAAUGGUUCACUUCAGUAGGUCUCUGGGCCCUGAAAGCCAGUGGUGAUUUUAUGAAGCUCUAUAAGAUAAAGCACUUCCCAAACCUUAGAUGAAGGCACCCCGGCAAUCAGAUGACUGCAGCCAGAGGGGAGACAUGGGUGCUCAGCUCUCAGGACUUAGAGGGGUCAGCCUUGCGUUGUUGAGGGAAGUUUCCAUGGGAAGGACCACGGGGCUCCAUGGCUCCCACCUGUGAGAAACUACUCAUUUCUUGGCACUCUUUCCCCCUUCACUCCCUUUGGUUUGCGUGGUUCUGAGUGAUCUGAAAUCUCUGCAUUUGGUUUUGCA
This is a messenger RNA of Rhinopithecus roxellana (golden snub-nosed monkey), 1290 nucleotides long. It is a transcript of the gene SCIMP, whose product is annotated as SLP adaptor and CSK interacting membrane protein. The record is from RefSeq and is a predicted model, not a curated record. Lineage: Eukaryota; Metazoa; Chordata; Mammalia; Primates; Cercopithecidae. The coding region runs from base 497 to 922 and encodes 141 amino acids. Gene Ontology annotation, cellular component: membrane; tetraspanin-enriched microdomain; immunological synapse. The transcript is spliced from 5 exons.